AUGCCUGCAAAAGAACUACUCGCAACGAACAAGACCGUUCAAAUUCUUGCCAAAGCAGAGAAAGAAGGCUAUGGAGUUAUAGCGGCCAUCGCCUACAACAUCGAACAAAUCCUCGGUUUAAUAAAAGCAGCAGAGAACGUUCGAUCUCCUCUAAUCCUCCAAUUCUUCCCCUGGGCCAUCAAUUUCAGCAAUGGCCUUCUCAUCCACACCGCAGCCAUCGCAGCCAAAGCCGCUAAAGUCCCCAUCUCAGUCCACCUCGACCACUGUCAAGACAAAGACAUGGUUCGAUAUGCGGCCGACAACCUUCCAUUCGAUUCCAUCAUGGUGGACAUGUCGCAUUAUGAGAAAGAAGAGAAUCUUCGCUUGACGAAAGAGCUUGUGGCGUAUUGUCAUGAACGCGGGAUUUCGACGGAAGCGGAGCCUGGUCGGAUUGAAGGGGGUGAGGAUGGGAUUGCGGAUACGGCUGAUUUGAGUGGACUUUUGACGACCCCGGAGGAGAUUGAAGAGUUUGUGGAUACGGGUGUGGAUUUCCUUGCUCCGGCUUUUGGAAAUGUGCAUGGUGAGUAUGGGAAGCGGGGGCCGGUGUUGGAAUAUGACAGGCUGGAGUCGAUUUAUCGAGACUGUAAAAAGAGGGAUGUGCGGGUGGUUUUACAUGGUACGAAUGAUUUCCCGGAGGAUAUCAUGACGAAGUGUAUCAAAGGGGGAUGCUCGAAGAUCAAUGUUAACAAGCUGGUCUUGGAGGAUUAUAACAAUUACUUGAAAGAGGCUGCGCCGACAACCGUGAUUACGAAAUUAAUGGAGGAAGGUGUAAACAAAGUUGCCAAGCUUACGGAACUCUGGAUGCACCGGUGUGGGAGCGCAGGGAAGGCGUAG
Messenger RNA from Pseudocercospora fijiensis CIRAD86, 873 nucleotides. RefSeq lists its product as uncharacterized. Gene Ontology annotation, molecular function: zinc ion binding; aldehyde-lyase activity. The record is from RefSeq and is a predicted model, not a curated record. Lineage: Eukaryota; Fungi; Ascomycota; Dothideomycetes; Mycosphaerellales; Mycosphaerellaceae. The transcript has 2 exons. Gene Ontology annotation, biological process: carbohydrate metabolic process. The coding region runs from base 1 to 873 and encodes 290 amino acids.